Lingula anatina is the source of this 1092-nucleotide messenger RNA. Its product is annotated as translocator protein. Gene Ontology annotation, cellular component: mitochondrial outer membrane. The record is from RefSeq and is a predicted model, not a curated record. Lineage: Eukaryota; Metazoa; Brachiopoda; Lingulata; Lingulida; Lingulidae.
UGAGUUGGUAUUGAAUUAUGACAUUUGUAAUUGACAUGUCAUCAUUAGCAAUGGCGUCUUGGUCUGCAUUAUUACCCCCUGUAGCUUUCAGUUUGUUCCCACAUAUAGGUGGAAUUGCUGGUACCUUUUUCACACGCCCUACAUUGAAAAAUUGGUUCAAGGACUUAAAGAAGCCAGCAUGGACUCCACCUAACUGGGUAUUUGCACCUGUAUGGACCACACUUUACACAGGUAUGGGUUAUGCUUCCUACCUUGUCUAUCGUGAUGGCAAUGGUUUUAAGGGAGAUGCUGCUGGUGCUUUGGCAUUGUAUGGAACACAGCUGGCACUCAAUUGGGCAUGGACACCCAUUUUCUUUGGAGCUAGAAAGAUGGGACUGGGUGCGCUGGAGAUAGUAACAACAGCAGGAUGUGUAGCUGGAUGUAUUUAUAUGUUUUGGGGAAUCAAUAAGAAUGCCUCCUAUCUAAUGAUGCCUUACUUGGCAUGGCUGUGCUUGGCAUCCUCCAUCAAUAUUUGGGUUUGGAUGAACAAUAAACCAGCAGUCAAAAAUGAGUGAAAACUGCUUCUGUUUGUUAUGCUACAGUGUAGUUGAAGUGAACAAACUAUAUUGCCUCAAUUAGCUUGUAAGUGUUGAAAAUGAUAAUUGGUAUGGAUGGUAAAUGUAAAUAACAAUUGUGGUUUUAUUUACAUUAAACCAAAUCUUGUCCAUAAUUUGUUUGCAUGCAUCACCAUUCACAUCUUCAGUUGUCACCUCUCUCUCUUUCAAUUUCUUGUUUUAAUUUCUUUUUUGCAUUCCUUAAAUUCUUUUUUUAACUUUAGUUCAAGACUGCUUCUAUGACUUAAUGAUGUAAAAUUAAAUUAAUUGAAAUCAAAUUUUAUCAGAAAUUGUUAUGUAUUGUUUUAGAUAUACAUUUUCAGUAUCGUGAUAUUAAAAAUUAUAAUGAUUUUCUUAUUUUUGUAUUAUUUAUGUUUCAAACGCCAGUAGCAAUUAGAGUAAUCAGACUGAAGACUUUCACCUUAGAUUUUUACUAGACAUCUAUGGAUGAAAAUGAUAAAAUAAAGUAUGAAUAAAACAUAUUAAGAACAUUAGUAAA